This is a messenger RNA of Calidris pugnax (ruff), 2959 nucleotides long. RefSeq names its product beta-1,3-N-acetylgalactosaminyltransferase 1 (globoside blood group) (gene B3GALNT1). The transcript has 3 exons. The coding region runs from base 509 to 1468 and encodes 319 amino acids. Lineage: Eukaryota; Metazoa; Chordata; Aves; Charadriiformes; Scolopacidae. The record is from RefSeq and is a predicted model, not a curated record. Gene Ontology annotation, cellular component: membrane. Gene Ontology annotation, molecular function: N-acetyl-beta-D-glucosaminide beta-(1,3)-galactosyltransferase activity.
CUCCUGUGUACUUUCACUUCUGUCAUCGUGUUUCCCCUUUUUUAAAUAUAAAACGGUUAAAUGGCUUUAAAUUUUUAUAUGGUUUCAGCAGAGGGCAGUAGAUUUUCUCUUAAUGAAUUCUACCUUCUGGGCUGUCACCUCCCAGUGAUGCUCUGUGUUGUGAGAAGUUACCUGGAACCGAGCAUUAAGAUUGAAGUGAGAGGAAGCCAUUGUUCAAGCGAGCCGUGAGCUUGGAAACAAGUGAAAACACUUCCCUGGAAGGAGUUCCUGACCUGGUGCUGCUCCUGCUGCGUGUCCCGUGCUGCUGCCACACGGCUGGGAGACAGAGUCUGGAAGCGGUGGAGAAGCUGUCCCGGGCAUAGCUGGAAGGUCUGCAACCAAACCACCUCCAAGCAAACGUGCCACCUCAACUUUCAGCAAGAAACACGCUUCAGAACUUGCGGUACAGAUUUUGAAGGUCACGGAUGCACUUCUGCAAAGUAGUUAUUGCCCUGUUCCAGUUAGUGUCAUGUAUGCGAGGCCAUUAAAAUGGAUUUUUUUAUUUCUUCUUGUAUGUUCUAUCAUAACAGUGUGGUAUGUAAUUUUUCCUUCCAACAUGGUGAGGGAGCACGCAAACGUUAUGUAUUUCUACGAAUACGAGCCGAUUCACAAGCAGCAGUACCCCUUCACGCUGCGGGAGCGCCUGAAAUGCAGAGACAUAGACCCGUUUCUUGUCAUCUUGGUGUCUUCACGUCCUCAGGAUGUGAAAUCAAGGCAGGCCAUCAGGCUAACGUGGGGAUCUCAAGAUUUCUGGUGGGGCCAUCGAAUUCUAACCCUUUUCUUACUAGGUCAAGACACUCAAAGAGAAGAGAGUGCAUCAGCACUGUCAGUAGAAGAGGAGAGCACCCUCUACGGUGACAUAAUUCGCCAGGAUUUUAUGGACACUUAUGACAAUCUCACCUUGAAAACGAUCAUGGCGUUCAGGUGGGUCACGGAGUUCUGUUCAAAUGCUCGGUUCUUCAUGAAGACUGAUGGUGAUGUCUUCCUCAACACCGCUAACCUGGUCAAAUUUCUUCUGAAGCUGAAUUCCUCCGAAAACGUUUUUACUGGUUAUCCUCUUAUAGAUAACUUUGCCUACAGAGGCUUUCACAAGAAAAGGUACAUCUCCUAUGAUGAAUAUCCGUUCAGGUUGUAUCCUCCGUAUUGCAGCGGGAUGGGGUAUAUAUUGGAUGGAAAACUGGCUCUGAGGAUUUACGAACUGAUGAGUCAUAUCAAACCUAUUAAAUUUGAAGAUGUAUAUGUUGGAAUUUGCUUAAAUAUACUCAAGGUGAACAUCAGUAUUCCAGAAGAUAAACAGUUCUUCCUUUAUAAAAUUGAUUUCGAUAUCUGUAAGUACAGGCGUUUGAUUGCAGUUCAUGGCGUUACACCAAGUGAAAUCAUUGGGUUUUGGCAGGAUUUGUCAUCAAACACUUCGGUUACUUGCCUUUGAUUCUGUAUUAAUGUAUAAACUUCAAUGUAUUUGGUGUAAAAACGUUUGAAGUCCAGGGCAACAGAAAACAAAAACACAGCUGUAGAGAUGACUUCAGCUGCAGGAGGGCUGUGCUGCCGGGGCAAAACUGCAACAGCAGCAUUUCUCUGGGGCUUUCUAAUAGUCUUCAAUACAAGUAUUUCCCACGUGUGUAUCCUACACAUGCAGGACACUUUGGAACCCUCUGGCCUGUCUUCCUCUGACUCUUCUCCACAUGGUCUGCUGUAACCAUGGGAUUUCUACUUGAAUCUUCUGGAAUAUGAAAUGUCACCGAGGAAUAAUGUUUACGCCAAGAAACUAGCUUUGAAGCUCCUUCCCAAAUUCCUAACUGGAUUUUUUUUAAUUGUUUUUGCAACUGCAUCAUCCUUUGCCACCCUCAGGUAUUUGUUCUCCGCCCAACAACCUUCUUUCGCUAUAUCACCUCCGUAAUCCUUCCGAGAGCGUUACACCUGCUCAUUUAAACAUCUCACCUCCAUAAUCCUUCCGAGAGUGUCACAAGCCCGUGGACUUUGUGGGGUCUGCAGAAGCCAAUGGGAAAUUGUGGAAACGUGAUGCAGGCUGUGUGUGUGUAUCUAAAAUAGUUUUCUUUCUUCAAAUUUUAAAAUGGAAAAAGUAAGAAAUUCUAAGAUUAUUUCUUAAAGAAGACAAACUACUGUAUAUCUGUAAAGAUGGGUAUUGUAAUCACUUUAUUCAUAUCAGCAAGGCCAAGUUUUCAGUAGUUUACACUUCUAAUAGACAACAAUACAGAAUUUGCAAUUGCAUUAACAUAAUUAUUCUUGACACAUCCACUACACGGCGAGGGUACUAUAGUUACAUCCUGUACAUCUAGAAUGACAGAGCGCUGCCACCGUAUUCGUACUACAGCGAAGAUGUUCUGAUGUAUUUACAUUUGGCUGUCUUUCAGAUAGUCUCUUAGAGACAAAUUAGAAGAGGUGCAGAAACCUCUAGUACCAAGUUUGAGGUUUCACCAGGUUUUUUGUUACAUUGUGAUUAUGGUCAGUAUUGAAUUUUGCUGUCUUUCCAACAACUGCGCAUGGUUUUGUGAUGGAAUUACAGGACAUGUUAUUUUUUUAGCUAUAAAAAUGAGGUCUUGGGGGGGAAUACUCUCUAGACAAGUAUUUCAGAUGUCAGUGUUCUAAGAAUAUAUGUUAAGAAGGUCAAAGUUUUUCAAAAAUAGAUUUUUUUGGUAAACUAAGUAGAUAAAGUUUCAGUAUUGCAUAACUGAGGGAAGAGUGCUGUUGUAUUUCUGGGAACAGGUGAAACUACAGCUGUUCCUAUGGUUUUAGGAUCUGUUUUUUGAUUGUUUUACUGUGGUCAAAUCCUGAGAGCUCUCUGAGAAACGUUUAACUUGUUCUUUGAUUGUUUAUACAUAUUUUUAAAAAACCCCAACAACCUGGUUUUUUUGUGUGUGUGCGCCACGUUAAAUGUUUAGAAAUAAAUUAUUUGUCACAA